Camelus dromedarius (Arabian camel) is the source of this 933-nucleotide messenger RNA. Its product is annotated as olfactory receptor 4P4-like. Gene Ontology annotation, molecular function: olfactory receptor activity; G protein-coupled receptor activity. Bases 1 to 933 code for a protein of 310 amino acids. The record is from RefSeq and is a predicted model, not a curated record. Gene Ontology annotation, cellular component: plasma membrane. Gene Ontology annotation, biological process: G protein-coupled receptor signaling pathway. Lineage: Eukaryota; Metazoa; Chordata; Mammalia; Artiodactyla; Camelidae. The transcript has a single exon.
AUGGAAAACAGGAAUAACGUUACGGAAUUUAUUCUCUUAGGACUUUCUGAGAAAAAAGAAAUUGAAGCUCUCUGCUUUUUGCUAUUCCUACUUUGUUACAUUGCAAUUUUGAUGGGAAACCUGCUUGUCAUGAUGUCUAUCACCUGCAGUCAACUUAUCAAGCAGCCUAUGUAUUUCUUCCUGAGUUACCUCUCGCUCUCUGACCUCUGCUACACCUCCACGGUGACCCCCAAGUUGAUCAUUGACUUGCUGGCAGUAAAGAAGAUUAUUUCCUACAAUGGCUGCAUGGCACAGCUCUUCACCAUGCACUUCUUUGGGGGGAUCGAGGUCUUCAUCCUCACAGGGAUGGCCUACGACCGCUACGUGGCCAUCUGCAAGCCGCUGCACUACACGGUCAUCAUGAGCAGGCAGAGGUGCGGUGCCAUGAUGGCUGCUUCCUGUGCUGGGGGCUUCCUGCACUCCUUUGGUCAGUUUGUCCUGGCCAUCUUUCUGCCCUACUGUGGCCCCAAUGAAAUAGAUCAUUACUUCUGCGAUGUGUAUCCUUUGCUGAAACUGGCCUGCACGGACACAAGCAGAAUCGGUCUCCUGGUCAUUGCCAAUUCGGGCCUGAUGGGCCUGGUGACGUUCGUGGUGCUGUUGAUAUCCUACGCUGUGAUCUUAUAUACCAUCAGGUCCUACCCCGCGGAUGAGGGCCGCAAAGCUCUCUCCACCUGCAGUUCCCACAUCACUGUGGUGGUCCUUUUUUUCGCUCCUUUACUCUUUGUUUAUAUCCGACCAGCAACUACUUUACCGGAAGACAAAGUGUUCGCUCUGUUCUACACCAUCAUUGCCCCCAUGCUCAACCCUCUGAUCUACACACUAAGAAACACGGAGAUGAAGAAUGCCAUGAAGAAGCUAUGGUGCCGUAUCAUGGGAAGGAAGGAAGUAAACUGA